UGCAACCUGACCAACUCCCACAACACGCACCGGCAGAGUUUCUGGAUGAAGAAUGGAGAAGAGAUCCCGGGAACCCGCAGAGACCUAAAAAACACAGAGUACAGAAUUCAGAAGCCCAGAGCUGAAGAUGCUGGGGAGUAUAUGUGUGUGUACACCUUCGACAUGGCACCUCCCGCGAAUGCGACCAUCGAAGUGAAAGGAAAUAAACCAAACGACAAUGAUCGNGAGCUGUACUGCGACGUGGUCGGCAGCCCCACCCCGGAGAUCCAGUGGUGGUACGCCGAGACCAACCGCGCCGACUCCUUCAAGCAGCUGUGGGACGGGGCGCGCAAGCGGCGCGUCUCCAUCGACACGGCGUACGGCGCCAACGGCGUGAGCGUGCUGGGCGUCACGCGUCUCACGCUGGAGGACUCGGGGACCUACGAGUGCCGGGCCAGCAACGACCCACGGCGCAACGACAUGCGCCAGAACCCCGCCCUCACCUGGAUCCGGGCGCAGGCCACCGUGACGGUGCUGCAGAAGCCCCGGAUAAACUCCUCGGAUGACGUCGCGCUCCUCCCAGGGUCCCACCCGCCCCCCUCCACGCUGCAGUGCAACCUGACCAACUCCCACAACACGCACCGGCAGAGUUUCUGGAUGAAGAAUGGAGAAGAGAUCCCUGCUCCUCACGUCACCGGCCACAAGCGCAGCGAGAACCAGAACGAGGGCCAGAGCGCCAUGCUCUACUGCAAGUCCGUGGGCUACCCCCACCCGACGUGGAUCUGGCGGAAGCUGGACAGGGGGGCUUAUGUGGACAUCGACAACUCCUCUGGCCGUUUUUAUGUUAACAGCAGAGAAAAUUAUUCAGAACUUAACAUUGUGAACCUGGACAUCAAAACCGAUGCGGGUCAGUACCAGUGCAAUGCCACCAACGCCUUGGGGACGACGAUGCAGUUCUCCAUCUUGCGGGUACGCAGCCACUUGGCGCCCCUCUGGCCCUUCCUGGGAGUCCUGGCGGAGAUCUUCAUCCUUGUCAUCAUCAUCGUGGUGUACGAGAAGCGCAAGAGACCGGAGGAGGAGAUGGACGAUGAUGAGGCAGCUGGACCAAUGAAAACAAACUCCACCAACAAUCACAAGGAGAAGAAUCUGCGCCAAAGGAACACCAACUGAGCGGGGAGAGCCUGUCUACAACAAUGGCGUGAAUUUCACGAGGUGAAGAUGGGAGGAGCCCUUGGCUUGUCAAUCAAACGAACCUGGUUUCAUUUGGAGUCUGAUGAGAGCUGAACAUUAGGGGGAAACAGACAAAACGGCUGUGUUAAGCAUCCCUUGUGAAGAUAUUACAAUAGAUGUACAUAUAUUUAUGUAUAUAUUUUUCCAUUGUGUAUGAUUUUAUUUUUUAUUUUAUUUGUACUUGGGCAUUAUAAUUAUUUUACUUUUUUAUGCAUGGUAUGCAGAUUUCAUUACGCUUGUAGUACUCUACAGUAAUAGUAUAGUACUAUACAUACUUGGUUCUUUUUGAUGGUUUACAAAUCAAUGGACUACCUUUGUAUUUCAUGUAAAUCCUUGACACAAUGAGUCGCUGAGAGUUUUGUACAGUUUCUCCCUUGACUUAGAUAUGGCUCAGCAUUCAGCAGCAUUCGGCCCGCAAGGCCGUACGUCACAGGUGGGGGGCGCCACCUUGCCAAGCAGUAUUUCAUCGAGGACCAGUGAAUGCAAACAUUUAAAUUAAAAUUAAAUUAAAAAAUUUAAAUGCUCAAACGUAUAGGCAGCCGGAGGAAAACGGGGAUUUAAACGUUGUCCAUUUUCUUUAGUAACUCACAUGGCUUCAUGUCUUGUAUAUGCUGCACUUAAGUGUUAAUAAUUACAGUAGAAAGUGUGUAAAAUUUGUUUUUAUAUAAAAAAAAACACUCAUUCUAUUUUAAAAUAUUUAUGUACAGCAUGGCUAUUAUUCUAUGCAAUAUUUGCUUAUAUAUACAUAAAAAUAUAUGUAUAUAUACAUAUAUAGAUACAUCUAUACAUAUUUACAUAAAUACAUAUAUAUUCACAAUCUGAAGGUAAGCAAUAGCAGUGUGUUUUGAAGCUUUAAUGUAACUGUGUGGGAUCAUGUUUACUGAAUCUGGUAUGUAAUGCACUAACUCACACACCUUCUCUGCAUGACGUUUCAACAGUUUGUGUGCGUGUCCCUUAACUGCAGAAGGACUUCCACUAUAGUAGCCAGUGUGCAGAGGUAGCGGUUCACGACUGUCAUUUUUAUGAAUAAAAGAGUGAAAAACUGA
Molecule: messenger RNA, 2255 nt
Organism: Paramormyrops kingsleyae
Lineage: Eukaryota; Metazoa; Chordata; Actinopteri; Osteoglossiformes; Mormyridae
Source: RefSeq, a predicted model, not a curated record